AUGGCUGCGAACAAACCCAAUGGUACCUUUUACCCAAAAUUGGAAACCGAUAAAAAAAGAAUCCCAAUUCCACGCCAAUUCCAAAUUCCAAAUCCAGUUCCACGUCCCGUCUUCCCUGAACCUCUCACCAAUGUAUUCAUCCAAGUCCGGCCGAGUUGGCGGCGGCGGCGGCUCAGGCCGCGGACCCGGAGCCGGCAAGCUUGGCCGACCCUCCUUCCCUCCACCCCACCGCUCCUCCGCCCACACCACCAGCCGCCUCUCCCUCGGCGGCGGCUCCAAUCCCAGAGGCCGCAACUCAGGCCCCCCACGGCAUCAGCCGCCCCGCCGGCCGUGGAAGAGCAGUUCAGUUUAGUCCCCGGCCGCAACCCACUUGCUUUCUCUGUGAUCAUUCGUAUGGCGCCGGACUUGGUCGAAGAGAUCAAGCGCGUCGAGGACCAAGGUGGGGCGCCCCGCAUCAAGUUCGGUCCGUUGCCUAAUAACCCAAUGGGCAAUGUUAUUGAUCUGGGUGGGAAGGAAUUUACAUUUACAUGGGACAAGGAAUUAGGUGACCUCUGUGACAUUUAUGAAGAGCGUGAAAGUGGUGAAGGUGGAAAUGGUUUGCUAGUUGAAUCAGGAUGUGCAUGGCGCAAAAUUAAUGUGCAGCGUAUCUUAGACGAGUCAACCAAGAACCGUGUUAAACAGCGGUCAGAGGAAGCUGAGCGCAAGAAUAAAUCCCGCAAAGCCAUUGUGCUAGAACAAUGUAAAGCUCCAACAAAUCAGUUAAAGCAAUAUGAUACUACAGCAGCUAAUCAACCAUGGAGGAAUUUCAAACAUAAAAAAGAGCCUCCGUUUAAGAAGCAGAAAGUUGAACUGCCUCAAGCUCCCCCUAAAACUACAUUUAAAACUGGAAUGUCAUCAGCAACUGCUGCAAAGGGCAGGUACUCAUCAUCACCUCUUCCAACUCUACCUGAGCAAUCUGGGGCUCUAUCAUCUCCAUUAAAAACUGGAAAUAGUUUGAAGAGUCAUGCAAGUGCAGAAGAUGUUAUACCCUUUCAAGUGACUAGAAAAGAUAAGCCCGCUCCAAGCUCUGAUAAAGAAAUCCCAAUCAGGAACAGUACUGCACCACGACAAACAGUGGGCAAAGACAAUAGUGGAGCUAACCCUACAGAUUUGCAGAGUAUGUUGAUUGCUUUGCUCACGGAGAAUUCCAAGGGGAUGAGAAUAAAGGAUUUAGAGAAAGCUAUUGCAGAUUCAUAUCCAAACUCUAUAAAGAAAAUUGAGCCUAUUAUUAAGAAGAUUGCUAAUUAUCAAGCUCCAGGGAGAUACGUUUUGAAAUCAGGAGUGGAGUUAGAAAGCUCAAAGAAACCUUUGUCUGAAAGUGGAAGUUCUCCCGAGGAGAAACUUCACCAGGAACCUGCUCCUGAUGGUAAUCGUGAUCAAAUGCCUGUUCAAGCACCACACUUUGAGGAGAAAGUUUCUCCUAAUGGGUUGGAGGAGCAGGUUCACGAACAAUUGAAUGCUACAGUGGGUCAGGAUUCAAGUGCAUUGAUUAAAAUUGAUAACCAACAGCAAUCCCUUGAUUUGUUUGGUGAAAAAAGGGGCUCCGACGAUAAUGUAGCGCUAGUAGGAAGCUCUAGCGAUACUGGGAGUGACAGUGACAGUGAUAGUGACAGUAGCGAUACCGGAAGUGACAGUGGCAGUCAUAGCAGAAGCAGAAGUAAAAGUCCAGCACGAAAUGGGAGUGGGAGUAGUAGUGAUAGUGACAGUGAUGCAUCUUCUAAUAGCAAGGAAGGUUUUGAUGAGGAUGUGGAUAUUAUGGCAAGUGACGAUGACAAAGAACUGAAGCAUCAAUUGCAAGACUCUGAACCAGGGUUUUCUACUUUGCCCGUCCUAUGGAGAACUCCUGAUGGCAACCCUUUGCAGAGUGGGAAUGAUGAGAAGCAAGAUGAUCAUGAAGUUGACGCAGUUGAGAUUGAAAAACAGUUGCUUGAUGCCGAUCAGGUUGCUGAAUUGGCUCCAGUUAGUAACUCUAAUCAUAAUAAAAGUGAACCUCGAGAAGAAACAAAACCCUUUUCACCUGAGCAUGGUAAGCUGCAAGACCACCAAAGUUUGGUAGAUCCUUUGUAUGGAGGGGGGAGUACAGCCAAGGAUGACUUUAGGUAUGAGCAGUCUGACAGCUCUGAGAGGAUAUCUAAAGAACAGAAAUAUCACAGCAACCUUGUCACAGUUUGUCUCCUGAUAGACUUGUUGAAGGCUCUCAUAAGGACCCCUGUCUCUCAAACGAUUAGUAGAGAUGAUAGGGAUGGGAAUAUUGAAUCUGGAUCCCUAAAGGCUUGCAACCAAGCAUUUUCUGGCAGAUAUACUUCAGAGUUUAAACAAUCAAGUCGGAAGUCUUUUGAUCAUAAUUUACAGACAAAAGUUCCUGAUUCAGCAGAAAAACCAGAUAGAUAUGCUGAAAACUUAGGGCAUGGCGGGAAGUACUCUGAAAAGAGCUCUCAAAUGCACGAAGGUUUCCUCCCUCAAAAAGAUAAACUUUAUAGAGAUACUCAAAAUGAGGAUGGUUAUGCUAAUGAGAGAAAGGUUCCAAGAAAUUCUAAGGAAGGUGGUACCCGAGGCAAACAGUCAGUGCCCUUGGAUCCUCAUUACCAGAAAGACGGUGAUGUGGCUGGAAAGAUCAAGGGGAAUGCACAAAUUUCCAGCCUGUUACUGGGGAGUUCACCAAAGGAUAACAGCACAAAUGGUGCAGACACAUCCCCUGUUGUUCAUGGCAGAGGCAGUAAACUCCAAAGAGAGUUUUCAGACUUGGAGUUGGGCGAACUUCGUGAGCCCUUGCUUGAGGAAACGACAGUUAAGAAGCAAUUUGAGAGGAAAAGUUCUUUUAAGCAGUCAGAUAACAAAACGAGCACUUCAGAGAACAGGGUUUCUGAAUUCGGUAAAGUGAAACCUGCAGGAAAGGCAAAUUUUGAUUUGCGAAGGCCAUCCCCUCCAGAUUUAAACUCUAAGCUUCCAUGUAAUCAGGAAGGCUUGAAUAAAAAGAGGAACUAUGAAGAUCGCAUUGAGGAUUUAACAAGGUCGCAACAGAGAGCUGUGCAGUCUCAGUCACAGCACCCAUCACUAGUAGAUCAUCCUGAUGUGGGGCGUUCGUUUAGCAAAACAGUGGAUCUUACUAGUAAAUCUCGACAGAAUGAAGCUGGAGGCAGACAAGCAAUUGGUGUGGCUGGACAUGGAGAAAGCAAUAAGAAAGCAACCUCAAGUGCUCCUCAGCAGCUUGACUCAAAGCGAAGGCUAGUUUCCCAACCCAUACAAGAAAGUAAAAGACAUGCAUCCAAUAUAAUGGUGGAUUCAACUGAUGUACCAAAGAAAUCAAUGGUGGCAGAGGGCAUUGACAGUGAUAGAAAAAAGAGGGAUUCUUCUUCAGAUGAGAAUAGUUGUUCUUAUUCUAAGUAUGAGAAAAAUGAGCCCGAGUUCAAGGGACCAAUAAAAGAUUUCUCUCAGUACAAAGAGUAUGUGCAAGAAUAUCGUGAUAAGUAUGAUAGCUAUUGCUCGUUGAACAAGACCCUAGAGAGUUACAGGAAUGAGUUUGAAAAGCUAGGAACGGACCUUGAUUAUGCUACUAGAGACACAGAGAAAUAUUAUAGCAUUGUGGAGCAGCUGAAGGAUUCAUAUCGUCAAUGUGGAACGAGACAUAAGAGGCUGAAAGGAAUAUUUGUGGUACUUCAUGAAGAAUUGAAGCAACUUAAGCAAAGGAUUAAGGACUUUGCAGUCUCAUACAUGGCCUGAAAGAGGGAAUCUCAUCCUCGUCAUUCACUAUAAUUGAAACCUCUUCCUUCAGGCCCGAGGGUGUGACUAGGAAGUUAUAUGUUGAAAACAGCACAACAGAGUCCUCUCUCUCUGAAGAUGAACGCUCAUGUCACGUUGAGAGAGCAUCCGCAGUUUUGCCGUGCCCGCCCAGUAUACCCGUAAAUAGCAUUUAACUCGUAUGUACAUUAGUUUUGUAUUCAGAUCAGACCUUUUGUUCUUGACAUUGUGCUUUUUGUGGAUAUAGUUGUAUAUCAUAACACACAGGGUAGGAAGAACUCAAAGAGAUCAUUUAUACGAUUGAUGCACAUGUUGCCUUCUGUGAAA
Messenger RNA from Pyrus x bretschneideri (Chinese white pear), 4104 nucleotides. Its product is annotated as dentin sialophosphoprotein. The record is from RefSeq and is a predicted model, not a curated record. NCBI's taxonomy places the organism in Eukaryota, Viridiplantae, Streptophyta, Magnoliopsida, Rosales, Rosaceae. Bases 1 to 3759 code for a protein of 1252 amino acids. The transcript has 14 exons.